Molecule: messenger RNA, 1683 nt
Organism: Oryza sativa Japonica Group (Japanese rice)
Lineage: Eukaryota; Viridiplantae; Streptophyta; Magnoliopsida; Poales; Poaceae
Molecular function (GO): protein binding
Source: RefSeq, a predicted model, not a curated record
GAAAGGCACGUACUACUACUGAAACUUGUUCACUCGGCAGCCGGCACCGAAGCCAACAGGCGGAGCAAAAAUGGCGAUCGCGAUCUCUCAGGAGGCGUUCGACGCCAUGGUGCGGGAGAACAUGGAGGACCUCGGCAUGGACGCCGACGAGGCCCUCGCCGACGCCGUCGACGCCCUCACCCUCCAAGGUGCCGACCUCUCCGGGAUCAUCAAGCGCGUGCCUGGAGAGGCCGCCGCGGCGGAGGUGAGCCCGGUGAUGCGGGUGCUGGACGAGGUGAAGGCCUCUUCUGCCAGUGACAGUGACAGUGGCGGCAGGUCCGAGGAGGAUGCUGAGAGGUUGGCCUCUUUGCUCGACGAGUUGCGCGAGCUGUGCUCCGGCGAUGGGUUGGAGAAUGCGGCGGUCGCUGCUCGGAAUGGCGGCGUGGAGGCGCUCGUCGCCCUGUGCGCGUCGGCUGGGGUUAAGCAGGAGAGACUACUUGCCUCGGGCUUGAAGGCGCUAAGCUCCUUGCUCCGCGAUGUUGGAAGCACUGAAAAGUUCAGGCAAAGCGAAGGGCCCCAAGUUGUCAUGGGUAUUUUGAAAGGAGGUUCAGAAAGUUCAGAUAUACUGGAAGGUGGCUUUAGGGUUGUGGCUUCAGCAUCUGCAGGCAAUGAAGUUGUUAAAGAGUGCUUUAUGGUCCUGAAGGUUGAUGAACUCAUUUUUCAAGUUAUGGGGGAGAAAUCAAAUAGCAAUGUGCAAAGCUUGUAUGAUGCCAUACGUGUUCUAUUGACACCUGAUGACAAUCGUGUGGUGGCUUCUCAAGUAUAUGGAUAUUCUCGGAGGUUCGCAGAAACUGGGAUUGCAGCAGUUCUUGUCAAUGCACUACGUGAGAAAGUUGCCCCUUCCAGCUUACCAUCAGCUUGUGCGGCUCUGAAGGCAAUUGCUGUCAAUGAUGAAAUAUGCAGAUCCAUAUCUGAAAAUGGUGGGAUUGAUGUGCUUCUUCGCUGUAUUGAUGAGGCUAGUGAACAAAAGAACAAAGUUAUAGCAAAAUCUUGCUGCUCUCUGCUGUCCAAGCUGGCUGGAAGUGAUGCAAACAAGACUACUAUCAUUGAACGAGGUGGUUUUGAUAAGUUCUUGAAGUUGACAUCGAGAUUUUCUGAAGACCCACCAAUAAUACAAGAGGUAAUGUCUAUGGUGACUAUCCUUACACUGCGGUCACCAGAAAAUGCAGCUCGUGCAAUGGGAGCAGGGUAUGGCACUUUGGCUAUACAGGCAAUGCAAAAGUUCCCUUCUUCUGCUCAAACUCAGAAGCAAGCCUGCCUUAUGAUCCGUAAUCUUGUCGUCAGAAACCCUGAAAACCGGACGAUCUUGCUUAAUGAUGGUGUGGAGAAGCUUAUUAGGAAAACCAAGAUGAUGCACGGGAGCUGCAAAGAUGCUGCCACAUCUGCCUUGAGGGAUCUGGGCGUGGACAACUACAAUGCAUAGACAGGGAAAUGAAUUUACUGUGCGUAAAUUUUGGCAAUCUGAGGAUGUUUUGGGGGAAUUAAUGGUGUGUUUGGGUUGAUAGGAUUUUGGCUAUGCUUGUGCGUGGUCUCAAUUUUGUGGAAUUAGUGGUGUGUUGGGUUGCUGCCCCUGCAAACUGCUUCAGCUAUGAAUUUGUGGAACAAUAGUUCAGUAACACGAGGCGUUGAAAAGAAUUGCACGUA